Protopolystoma xenopodis is the source of this 924-nucleotide messenger RNA. Lineage: Eukaryota; Metazoa; Platyhelminthes; Monogenea; Polystomatidea; Polystomatidae. The record is from the annotation of a GenBank genome assembly.
AUGGCGUCUGCCUUCACAAUCGCCUCACUUUUGACCCAGGACAAGUUGGGCAUUUCAGUAGAAAAAAUUUCUGAAGAAUUUCCAAGUGAAGAAGAGGAACUGGAAGAAGAGGACGAAUACGGAGAAGAGGAUGAAGAGGAACUGAAGGAAGGCAGAAAGUCGAGACCAGCCGGCUCGAAUGUACGAAAGAGCAGUCACGAGGACCGGUUACCAUUUGCCCUAUUUCCGCGUCACCCGGCAACCCUGACCGGAUACACUGUACCUCGACUUUCGAUAAGUCUGCUCAAAAGAAUGAUUUCAACUGAACUUCCAUCUGGACAGUUGAUUUGCUCGGAUCCACUGCCACAGGAACUUUUGGCUGACCCGGAAGGGGAAGGUGAGGAAUACGCCGAAGCCGCCCACUUGUCAACCUUCGACGAGAACUUUAAGUUGGAAGUCCUUGAGACUCUCCAAGGCUCCGUCAUGCAUGCAGGGACAAUCAGACCUUUAGAGAAGAACAUGGCACCCGAGAGGGAAUUGAGAAAGUCUGUGACAAACCGUCCAUGCAGCCGCGAGGAGAAACUGAAGAAGAACGAGGAGGCUGGGCAAGAUGAAAAGCUAUUCCUGCUUGGCUCGUCACGAGACAACAUAGACCUGGAUGAUGUGAGAGCUGGUUCUGCGACAUCGUGUACACGAGUAAGGUAUGAGUCUCAACCUCAAUCACACCAAAUGCCUGUCUGUCACGACGAGACUGCAGCACCAUCACAGUUUGCGGCAGCAUCUUCGAUGUGGCCAAUUCGGGAGGAUGGGUCCAUUGCCUCCUGGUACCGUUGCGAUGCGACCGCCCUCAAUGAAGCCGAGAUGGUCGAGGCUUUACCCUUUACAAAGCCGCAAUGUGAUUGGCUCGAUUUAUUGCGCAAAGAAAGACUGUUGUGUAAGUUGUGA